Molecule: messenger RNA, 375 nt
Organism: Suncus etruscus (white-toothed pygmy shrew)
Lineage: Eukaryota; Metazoa; Chordata; Mammalia; Eulipotyphla; Soricidae
Gene: PRR15
Product: proline rich 15
Exons: 1
Coding region: 1-375 (124 amino acids)
Source: RefSeq, a predicted model, not a curated record
AUGGCCGACAGCGGCGGCUCGGGACCCUGGUGGAAAUCGCUCACGAACAGCAGGAAGAAAAGCAAAGAAAUCCCGGGGGGGCCGCAGCCCGCUGCCCAGCCCGCCCCCGGGGACCCCGCGUCCCCCAGCCCCGACUGGACUAGCAGCUCGCGGGAGAACCAGCACCCCAACCUCCCCGGCGGCGGCGCCGGCGAAGCCCAGAAGCCGGACAGGUGGGCCGGCGAGAAAGCUGCCAACAGCCGCCGCAAUUUAAAGAUCUCGCGCUCCGGCCGCUUUAAGGAGAAGAGGAAAGUGCGGGCCACGCUGCUGCCCGAGGGGGUCGCGUCCCCCGAGGAGACGAGCUUCCCCGGAGACCCCCACGAGGACAAGCAGUAG